Molecule: messenger RNA, 845 nt
Organism: Symbiodinium necroappetens
Lineage: Eukaryota; Dinophyceae; Suessiales; Symbiodiniaceae
Source: the annotation of a GenBank genome assembly
GCGCGGGCAUUUGCGGCCAUCGUCGGGGCUGCGGGGAAUGUCGUGACCUGGGGAGCUCCACACGGAGGUGGAGACAGCCGCUCUGUUCAGCAACAGUUGGUCGACGUCCAGCACGUCCACAUCUCCGAGUUCGCUUGUGCUGCCAUCCGGGCGGAUGGAAGCGUAGUCACCUGGGGCUCGGCCGUGGCUGGAGGUGACAGCCACGAUGUUAGCCAUAUGCUCUUCGACGUCGUCGAAAUUUCUGCUACAAACUCGGCCUUUGCUGCAAUCCGGCUUGAUGGUUCGGUGGUCACCUGGGGAGAUCCCGAGAAUGGAGGAGACAGCUCCGCAGUUCAUGAAAAGCUCAAAAAUGUGCAGAAAGUCUAUUCGUCCAGCACCGCCUUUGCAGCGAUAACCAGUGACGGUUCCGUUGUGACUUGGGGCGCCAGCACGGGGGGUGGCGAUAGCACGGCUGUGCAGGGAGAGUUGCUGGAUGUGCAGCAGAUCCAUGCGAACCGUUCUGCCUUUGCCACGGUGAAGCUGAACGGCCGUGUGACGACUUGGGGAGCCCUGGCCAGUGGGGGAAAUAGUUCUCAUGUUCAGGAGCGCCUCGUUGAUGUUUGUCAGAUCCACUCUACAGCCAGAGCCUUCGCGGCUAUGCAGACGGACGGGACGGUUGUGACCUGGGGUGCGCCCAGUGCAGGCGGUGAUUGCAGCAGUGUGGAGCUUGUGGAUGUCCUCCAAAUCUUGGCGACGGAAGAUGCCUUUGCUGCAGUGCGAGGUGAUGGCACGGUCGUGACCUGGGGCUGUAGGGACUCUGGAGGCAACUGCCAAGCCGUUCAGACUCAGUUGAGCAACGUGCGACA